Messenger RNA from Moesziomyces antarcticus, 261 nucleotides. RefSeq lists its product as uncharacterized. The transcript is spliced from 2 exons. Bases 1 to 261 code for a protein of 86 amino acids. NCBI's taxonomy places the organism in Eukaryota, Fungi, Basidiomycota, Ustilaginomycetes, Ustilaginales, Ustilaginaceae. The record is from RefSeq and is a predicted model, not a curated record.
AUGGCUUCCGAAUCUGCCAUCACCUCCCCCAUCGAUCCCGCAACUUCGUCAGGAACCACGCUAGUGGUCUCGUCUUGCAUUCCUGCCAACACGGGUCCAGACCUCCGACUCUUUCCACGCGGCGGCUUCCUCGCAAUCCUUGGUCGCACCAUCGCCAUACCCAGCACCAUCCAGCUGCUUGCGUCGAUAACGUCCAUCCUGCAGCUCGCUUGCUCCUCGACAAAGCACGCCAAGAAGCUCUCUGCUCGAAUCGGUACCUAG